Messenger RNA from Candidozyma haemuli, 1740 nucleotides. RefSeq lists its product as uncharacterized. Gene Ontology annotation, molecular function: transmembrane transporter activity. Lineage: Eukaryota; Fungi; Ascomycota; Pichiomycetes; Serinales; Metschnikowiaceae. The coding region runs from base 1 to 1740 and encodes 579 amino acids. Gene Ontology annotation, biological process: transmembrane transport. The record is from RefSeq and is a predicted model, not a curated record. The transcript has a single exon. Gene Ontology annotation, cellular component: membrane.
AUGCGUUUCUUCACCAGGAAAAAGUCCUCGGAUGAUCCUAUCGUCAGCGACGGUGGCAGCUUUGAAAGCAGAACCUUGGACAGGACCGAAGGUACUUUGGAGAAGCACGAAGAGAGGGUUGAUGUGAACUCUUCGGAUAACUCAGGCACCAGGGCUGAUCUGGAUAAAGAGCCAUCUGAUCUUGAGGACCAGAUGGAGUUCGAAGAGUCAAACCCGUUCUUGGACCCUUUCAUCGCCGAGCAUUACCGCCAGAAGUACGAAGCAUGCAACUACGAAUGUCGUGAGGCGUUCGACCCACAUCUCCAAUGGACCCGCAAGGAAGACAAGAAGGUGAUGCGUAAGGUCGACAAAAGGGCCAUUUUGAGUGCUUGUAUCAUGUUCUUUGCGUUGCAGGUCAACAGAGGUAACUUGCACGAGGCUGUUGCUGAUAACCUUUUGGACGACUUGAACAUGGACACCAACGACUAUAACUUGGGUAACACGCUUAACUUGGUGGCUUUCUUGUGUGCUGAGCUUCCAUCGCAGAUUAUCUCCAAGGCAAUUGGGCCAGAUAUCUGGAUUCCUAUUCAGAUCUGUUGCUGGUGUGCUGUUUCGACUUGUCAGGGUGCCUUGCAAGACAAGACUGGCUUCUUGAUUUGCAGAGUGUUGAUUGGUCUUUUCCAGGGUGGUUUUAUCCCAGAUAUGGUUCUUUGGCUUUCGUACUUUUAUAAAUCAGGCGAGUUGCCGCUUCGUUUAUGGGGUUUCUGGACGGCGUUGGCGCUUACCCAGACCAUCACGUCUGUGUUGGCAUACUUCAUUCUUAGAAUGAGAGGCGUGGGUGGAUUGACAGGAUGGCAGUGGCUUUUCAUCAUUGAAGGAUCUUUCACCUUCCUUAUUGGUGUUGCGUCGUUUUAUCUUAUGGUUCCUUCUGUGGUUCAAACCAGAAACAAGUUACAUCCAAAAGGCUGGUUCACCGAACGUGAAGAAAAGAUUGUCGUGAACAGAAUCCUUAGAGACGACCCUAACAAGGGCGGUAUGAAUAACAGACAAGCGCUUUCCUUCAAGGCUAUCCGUGGAGCUAUUAUGGAUUAUAACUUGUGGCCGAUUUUUGCCAUUGGUCUUUUGGCGUACAUUCCCAUGCUGACAGUGCAACCAUACAUGGUGUUGGCAAUGAAAGACCUUGGAUUCAGUACACUUGACGUUAAUUUGUUGACGAUUCCGCUGCAUAUUCUUCAGAUCAUUUUCAUGCUUGCAGUGACUCUCUUUUCAGAGAAGAUCGACGAAAGAGGCUUCACUUGUCUUUCGCUACCUAUAGUGACCAUUCCCUUCUUGGCUGCUAUGAGAUGGUGGCCUGGAACAAUGGAGGACGCCUGGUUGACAUGGUUCUUCGUCACCAUGGUGCUUUCGGCUCCGUACAUCCACGCCAUGUGUGUGGCUUGGGUUUCCAGAAACUCCAACUCCAUCGAAUCUCGUUCCGUGUGUUCGGCCUUGUAUAACAUGUUCGUCCAGGCAGGCAGUAUUAUCGCCUAUAAUAUUUACCGUGAGGACGAUUUGCCAAAGUACCGCCGUGGUAACGAGCAGCUUUUCGGGAUCAUGAUUGGUUUGCUUCCUGUGAUAUUAUUUGCCAAAGGCUUCUAUGUGUGGAAAAACAAGAAGCGUGAUGAAGUGUGGGAUACCAUGACAGACGACGAGAAACAGACAUAUAUUGCCGAAACCACGGACCGUGGUAACAAGCGUCUUGAUUUCAGAUUCGACCAUUAG